Messenger RNA from Gongylonema pulchrum, 252 nucleotides. Lineage: Eukaryota; Metazoa; Nematoda; Chromadorea; Rhabditida; Gongylonematidae. The record is from the annotation of a GenBank genome assembly.
AUGUUUUGGACAGAACAUGUUAUACUGCAGGAAUUCGAGACGCCAUCCGGAAAUCAUAACGCGAUGCAUCAGUUUGAACUUAAUCCGCCACUCCGUGCUCGUUAUAUUCUGCUUGGUGUCACAGAAUAUGAGCGUAACCCGUGCAUUCGUUUCGAUAUGCAAGGUUGCUUGGCACCACUUUCUGUUGCACAUGAAAUUCCUUCCCACUUACAGGUUCGUAACAUCUUUUGUAGAUUUCUUGAUUCGAACUGA